Molecule: messenger RNA, 2249 nt
Organism: Quercus robur (English oak)
Lineage: Eukaryota; Viridiplantae; Streptophyta; Magnoliopsida; Fagales; Fagaceae
Product: 3-hydroxy-3-methylglutaryl-coenzyme A reductase 1-like
Exons: 3
Coding region: 143-1930 (595 amino acids)
Biological process (GO): sterol biosynthetic process; isoprenoid biosynthetic process; coenzyme A metabolic process
Cellular component (GO): peroxisomal membrane; endoplasmic reticulum membrane
Molecular function (GO): protein binding; hydroxymethylglutaryl-CoA reductase (NADPH) activity
Source: RefSeq, a predicted model, not a curated record
AUUCUUGUUACCUGAACAUACGCUCAUCCAUUCAGACUCAACUACUACUCUCAUACUCUCAUCACAAAACAAAACCAAUCACUCCUCCCUCCCUUUGGAUUCGCCGGCGGCGGUUUCCUUUUCUAUUCUCCUCCAUUUUGAGAUGGACUCCCGCCGGCGAUCGACCUCCAAAGCCACCACCGCCCACCCACCACCACCACCACACAUGAAAAUGAAAAUGGGAGUGGGAGUGGGUCUACAUCAACGUCAUAAUGACAAAGAGCUCAAGGCCUCAGACGCUUUGCCACUCCCACUUUACCUCACCAAUGCUGUCUUCUUCACUCUGUUUUUCUCUGUGGUCUACUUCUUGCUCACUCGCUGGCGUGAGAAGAUUCGUAACUCCACCCCUCUUCAUGUCCUUAACUUGUCUGAGAUAGUCGCCAUCUUCGCCUUCAUCGCUUCCUUCAUCUACCUCCUUGGUUUCUUCGGAAUCGAUUUUGUCCAGUCGAUUCUUCGACCUUCCACUGAUCUCUGGCCUAACGAGGACGAAAUCGACGAUGCCCAGAACCCAGACGAAAUCGUUCUUAAAGAAGACUCUCGUAAAGUCCCUUGUGGUGCUGGCCUCGAUUGCUCACCUCCUCAGAUCGUAAACAAGGAAAUUGUCUCUCCUCCUUCCCUGGUACCUACGGUAUUGAGCGAAGAGGAUGAGGAGGUCAUCAAAUCAGUCGUGAAAGGAUCGACACCUUCUUACACUCUCGAAUCAAAACUCGGAGAUUGUAAAAGAGCCGCGGCGAUUCGACGCGAGGCGCUUCAGAGACUCACUGGCAAAUCAUUAACUGGGUUACCUCUCGAGGGGUUCGAUUACGAAUCUAUACUUGGCCAGUGCUGCGAGAUGCCAGUGGGUUAUGUUCAGAUCCCAGUUGGUAUUGCUGGACCACUUUUGCUGGAUGGGAUAGAGUACUCUGUUCCCAUGGCUACCACAGAGGGUACCUUGGUGGCAAGCACAAACCGUGGGUGCAAAGCUAUUCACUUGUCAGGUGGGGCCGCUAGUGUUUUGUUGAAGGAUGGUAUGACCAGAGCUCCUGUGGUUAGGUUUGCUUCAGCUCAAAGGGCUGCUCAUUUGAAGUUCUUCUUGGAGAACCCCAACAAUUUCGAGAACUUGUCCAUGAUCUUCAACAAGUCCAGCAGAUUUGCUAGGCUUCAGAAUAUUAAGUGUAAUAUUGCUGGCAAGAAUCUCUACAUGAGAUUCACUUGCAGCACCGGUGAUGCCAUGGGCAUGAAUAUGAUCUCCAAAGGUGUCCAAAACGUCUUGGAUUAUCUCCAGGAUGAUUUCUCGGACAUGGAAGUUAUUGGCAUCUCUGGAAACUUCUGUUCGGACAAGAAAGCAGCUGCAGUGAACUGGAUUGAGGGGAGAGGCAAGUCUGUGGUUUGUGAGUGUGUGAUAAAGGGUGAGGUGGUGAAAAAGGUGCUCAAGACUAAUGUGGCGGCCUUGGCGGAGCUCAACAUGCUCAAGAACCUGACUGGUUCAGCUAUGGCUGGAGCUCUUGGGGGCUUCAACGCACAUGCUAGUAACAUUCUUUCUGCCGUGUACAUAGCCACCGGCCAAGACCCAGCACAGAACGUGGAAAGCUCUCACUGUAUCACCAUGAUGGAAGCUGUCAAUGAAGGACAGGAUCUUCACGUCUCUGUCACUAUGCCUUCUAUUGAGGUUGGUACAGUUGGUGGAGGUACCCAGCUUGCUUCUCAGUCAGCAUGCUUGAAUCUGCUUGGGGUGAAAGGUGCAAACAGAGAAUCAGCAGGAUCAAACGCAAGGCUACUGGCCACCAUUGUAGCUGGUUCUGUGCUGGCUGGGGAGCUCUCCCUUAUGUCUGCUCUGGCAGCAGGGCAGCUUGUUAGGAGCCAUAUGAAAUACAAUAGGUCUAGCAAGGAUGUUUCUAAAGUUUCCUCUUAAAGGGAACAGAUGUAAGAAUACCCCCAACCUUGAGGCUUAAAAGUUAAAAGGCCUCAGGAACAUGGAAAAUUAAGGUCGAUACAAAUCAACUGUCAAUUAGUCAUGGAGACUUGGAGGGACAUGAUUGGAAAAUUGAACAGCAUAAAAUAUAUAGCAGACCCAAGCAGCAAAGAAAUCUGUUUGUUUGUUUGUUUGUUUUUUUUUUUAAUUCUGUUCCCACCCUUUUUUUUUUUGUUAAUUUCAAGUUAUGUAACAAAAGUACCUGCAAAUUGUGUACUAUGAUGGAAAAGUUUAGUAUCAUUUCAUUCCUUGAAGAUUA